AUGGAUGGCCAGCUAGGAAUCCAGCAGAUACUUGAGAGGCCGAAAGUCACCUUGACUGGCGUCACCGAGACAUUGCUCAUCCCGCUCCUCGGCCGAGCUGCCGAUGCUGCCACCGAGCGCCCUAUUCUAGGGGACCGCUACGCGAAGGGCGUUCUGGAGAAGCUCGACUACGAUUUCGGCAAACUCCCCAUGCCACCCACUCAUGCCGGCGGUGUCGCCUUGCGCGCCCGUUUCUAUGACCGAUGGACUUCGGCAUUCCUAUCGUCUCGUUCUCAUACCACGGUCCUGCACCUAGCCUGUGGCCUGGACAGUCGCAACCAGAGGAUUGAGUGGGGGCCGAAUGUACGCUGGAUCGACAUCGACCUCCCCGACGUCGUCGACCUGCGUCGCCAGGUGCUGCCCACAUCGCUCCCUGGUCAGGAUUACCGGCUCGUCUCUGCCGACGUCACCGACGAUGCCUGGUUGAAGGAAAUCCCGACCGAUCGACCAGUCGUCGUAGUCAUGGAGGGCUUGUUGUCGUACCUGGAGCCCGAGGAUGCGACGGGUCUGCUGAAACGUCUCGUCGAGACAUUCCAGGAGGGCGAGCUGCACUUCGACUCGAUGAGUGCCAUGCUCCUCAAGGAAGGCAACAAGCAAACCAAGAUGGCGGUAAGCAAGACCGGGGCGAAGUUCAAGUGGGCGGUCGACGACUUGAAGGAGAUUGAAAAGAUCCAUCCCCAUUUACGCAUGCUCGAGGCCAUCCGCUACAUCGAAGCCCCCGGGGUCGAGGAGCUCCCUAUACUGAGUCGCAUCGGGUAUUACAUGUUGUCUUGGAUGCCUAGCAUGCGGGAUAGUGUGCGGUUUGUACGGUUUGGAUUCUCGGAUGAUGUGAAGGAGGGGAAUUCUUGUUAG
Messenger RNA from Xylaria bambusicola, 891 nucleotides. RefSeq names its product S-adenosyl-L-methionine-dependent methyltransferase. Gene Ontology annotation, molecular function: methyltransferase activity. Gene Ontology annotation, biological process: methylation. Lineage: Eukaryota; Fungi; Ascomycota; Sordariomycetes; Xylariales; Xylariaceae. The transcript has a single exon. The record is from RefSeq and is a predicted model, not a curated record. The coding region runs from base 1 to 891 and encodes 296 amino acids.